CUCGUGAUUUCUAUUGGCCAUCUCCCAUGUCACACAAAAGAAAAAAAAAGCAGCCGUUGCUACCCGCUUUUGUUGACGUCCGACCAUCAAACAAAACACUGAAGCGUUCCUGGUUGAAUCCUUCAUUUAAAUGGCUUCAAGUUACCGAAAACCGACUCCCUCGGCGAGCCAGAGGAAAAAGACAGGUCCCAAAAUCGAGCUGACUGAGGAGCAAAGGCAAGAAAUUAAGGAGGCUUUCGAUCUGUUUGACACAGAUGGCACUGGCACAAUAGACGUGAAGGAACUAAAGGUUGCCAUGAGAGCGCUUGGGUUUGAGCCAAAGAAGGAAGAAAUCAAGAAGAUGAUCGCAGACAUUGAUAAAGAGGGCUCUGGAACAAUCGACUUCGGUGACUUUCUCAGUAUGAUGACACUGAAAAUGAGUGAAAAGGACUCCAAAGAGGAAAUAAUGAAGGCUUUUCGCCUGUUCGACGACGACUGCACAGGAAAGAUCUCAUUCAAAAAUCUCAAGAGAGUUGCCAAGGAGCUGGGCGAAAACCUCACAGAUGAAGAGUUACAGGAAAUGAUUGACGAAGCUGACCGAGAUGGAGAUGGUGAGGUCAAUGAGCUGGAGUUCUUGAGGAUAAUGAAGAAGACCAAUCUUUACUGAACUCCACUGUUACAGUCUUGUACCUGGGACCUUUUUUUAAGACACUUGUUUGAUUUUUAAUAGAACAGUUUAUACAGUAGCUUUUUUGAGACCUGGUUUGUAAAUAAAUAUUUUAACAUAUUGUAUCUUUGCACAAAAUGUUCUACAAUGCAAGACAAAUAUAUAUAUUUCAUCAUUGCUGA
Xiphias gladius (swordfish) is the source of this 828-nucleotide messenger RNA. It is a transcript of the gene cetn4, whose product is annotated as centrin 4. Gene Ontology annotation, biological process: centriole replication; nucleotide-excision repair; mitotic cell cycle. Gene Ontology annotation, cellular component: centrosome; centriole. The transcript has 5 exons. Bases 131 to 646 code for a protein of 171 amino acids. The record is from RefSeq and is a predicted model, not a curated record. NCBI's taxonomy places the organism in Eukaryota, Metazoa, Chordata, Actinopteri, Istiophoriformes, Xiphiidae. Gene Ontology annotation, molecular function: calcium ion binding.